AUGUUCAAGAUCUCCCUCCAUAUAUUCGGAGUAGACCCUGUGACCCUCUGGACACUGAACGAUGACGAGUUCAAGGUCACUGGGAACAAGUUCGGGUUCGUAUUAAAUGUCGGAAAUGUACCGUAUCCCAACCCGAUUUGGUCACCUUCGUUCUGCCACAGAUUGACUCAAAUCAUAUCACACCCUAUAUGGAGACGACGCAAAAACGGACAUGAGUUCAUGCUAUUCGCGGUAAAAUGGGCAAUCAAAUGUCGAACUGACGAUCGCCAGCCUCUCUCCGAGGAUGAUGCCAGGUUACUCCGAUUGAUAGGAUGCCCCAUCAGUCCAAGGCAAGAGGAACCUUUGAAAAGGACCUUGGAAAGGCUCUUGAAGCGACGUUACAAUACCGGCGAGACCAUCACAACGGAGGCCGACUUGUUGCGCUGCAUAGCAGAUAACACCAAAGCUCGCCUGGCGAGUCCAACCUCGCGUUACUAUCAUGUCACUACGGAUGAUCUCGACGCUGUGAUUAUGGGGCUUGACGAGUCAAAGACGUGGAUGUCUUGUGAAGCUCACUACGCACUCUACCAGAAAAGUAGGGGCACUGCCCAUACGUACCCAUCAAGUGUAGAAGUCGCAGAAAUUUAUAGGAACGCAUUCCUCAACAUUGAGAGAAGACGCAUGAUCGACCACAAACGUGACUCCGAUCCACGCCGACCCAGCGAGCCGCCUCUCAUGAUCUAG
Messenger RNA from Fusarium proliferatum ET1, 723 nucleotides. RefSeq lists its product as uncharacterized. The record is from RefSeq and is a predicted model, not a curated record. Lineage: Eukaryota; Fungi; Ascomycota; Sordariomycetes; Hypocreales; Nectriaceae. Bases 1 to 723 code for a protein of 240 amino acids. The transcript has a single exon.